Heterobilharzia americana is the source of this 1228-nucleotide messenger RNA. NCBI's taxonomy places the organism in Eukaryota, Metazoa, Platyhelminthes, Trematoda, Strigeidida, Schistosomatidae. The record is from the annotation of a GenBank genome assembly.
GAUCCUAUAGGGUUUUGCAAAAAUGGAUUCAUUGGAUUCUUGGCUGGAUAAAUUGGAGACUGAGCAUAAGAAUAAUGGCAGAGUGAACAAUAUAACGACAUUGGAAUGUCGCCUCAAGGCUUUGUUCAAUAAUGUAUUAGAUCAUCCUACAAUGAAUAAAGUUGUUUGUGUAACCUCCGGAGGUACUAUAGCGCCUUUAGAAGAAAAUAUGGUGAGAUUUAUCGAUAAUUUUAGUACAGGUGUAAGAGGUGCACUGUCUGCUGAACAAUUUUUACGUUCCAACUACGCUGUGGUCUACUUUCAUCGUAGAGGAUCUUUACUACCUUACGUACAUCGUGUCAAUCAGAAGCUGCAGCAACAACAACAACCGCAACUUCAGCAUGAAUUAAAUAAUCAAAAGGACUUUACAAUAUUCAACUGGUUCACAAUAAACUCACAAAACAAUAAAUUACAAGUUACAGAAAGUGCUUCACAACAUCUUAUUCCUAUAAUAAAUGAAUUCAAUAUGUAUAGUCAGUAUCUGCUAACAACAGAAUUUGAAACUGUAGAAGAAUACUUAAUUGGUCUACGAUGGAUAGCUAGACAAUUGGCCACCUUUACAAAGAAUAGUAUAACUCAGAAAAGAGUCUAUCUAUGUUUUUAUUUAUCUGCUGCUGUUUCUGAUUACUAUCUUCCCAAUGAAGAUCGUCCAGAGCACAAAAUACAGACACAAUCAGCAUUAAAUACAACUGCCAAUGAUGAGGAUAAUCAAGACAAGUCAAUGACAGUAGCAGAAAACUUGAAGUUAACAUUACAACCAGUACCAAAAGUUAUGAAGUUAAUAAAUACAAUAUGGGCACCUGAAUCAUACGUGAUUAGCUUUAAACUUGAGACAGAUCAUCAGAAAUUAUUGUCAAAAGCAAAGCAGUCACUAAGAAUCAAUCAAUCCAAUGUCAUUGUCGCUAAUCUCUUGCAUACAAGAUCAAAAGAAGUUUGGUUGGUGUUCAAACAGAACGGUGGACAGGAUACAACUUUUGAACACAUAAAUAUGGGAAGUAUUGGAGAUAAACAAGAAAACUGGACAACAACAAGGGGAAUUGAGUCCGUUUUAGUACCUCGACUUAUAAACCUACACGAACAAACAGUUCUACAACUAUAAAAAUUUACGUAGACUCUUAUUGUAUUUUAAGCUUUUAAAAUAAAAGAAUGUAUUUAGUACUGGAACCCCGUCAAACUUUUUCAAACUGAA